CAGGUUUCCUAGUGAGCGUGUGCAGGGGGUCAGUGGCGUUUGGGACGCGGCCGGUGGUCCAUGUUUCACAGAGCUAGGUUGAUGUUAUAGAGAAACGCGGACUAGACUGUUCUAGAACCUCAACUGAGGACCAGAGCAACACGUUUCAGAACACAGGGGAGAUGCCGACCUGUUGGCUUGUUCGUGCGGAUGAGAGCCACAAACCCAUUCAGCUCCUUCAUUAUCACACACACACUCUGGGUCGGGGUCCAGAAACUCAGAUUAAAGACCAGAAAUGCUCCAGGCAGCAAGUCGAACUGAGAGCGGAUUGUAACCGAGGAUUCGUCACUGUGAAGCAGUUAGGUAGCAAUCCUACAAGCCUGGACGAUGUGGUCGUGGGCAAAGGCAAUCAGGUGACCUUUAAACCCGGACAGAAGCUCUACAUGGUCAAUCGGCUUUAUCCGUACACGCUGCAGUUCAGGGAAGAAUCGACGUCUGCCGGUGCUUCUGGGGAGAAAAGCAAAGCGAUGAAGAGACCGCACCAGAGAGACGCUCAUGAAGAGAGAGACCAGGAUAAGGAGAAGAGCUGCAGAGUCUCAGCACCUUCCUGUUCGAACAGCGCGGCUCGGCCAGACCAAACACACGCACCUGAAAAGGAACCCGCAGCACACUGGAGUCAGGGGCUGAAAGUCUCCAUGCAGGACCCCAGCAUGCAGGUGUACAAAGACGAGAAGGUGGUGGUGAUUAAGGACAAGUACCCGAAGGCACGGUUCCACUGGUUGGUUCUGCCGUGGGACUCCAUCUCCAGCCUGAAGGCCCUGAGGCCCGAGCACGUGGAGCUGCUGAAGCACAUGGAGCGAAUCGGGGCCCGCAUGGCGCAGCAGUGUCCCGGCUCCGACACGCUACGCUUCCGUCUGGGUUACCACGCCAUUCCCAGCAUGAGUCACGUUCACCUUCACGUAAUCAGCCAAGACUUUGAUUCUCCGUGUCUGAAGAAUAAAAAACACUGGAACUCCUUCACCACUGACUACUUCAUUGAAUCUCAGGAUGUUAUCGCGAUGUUGGAGAGAGACGGUCGCGUGAGCGUGAAGGACGGCACCAGCGAGCUGCUGAAGCUGCCACUGCGCUGCCACGUCUGCCACCAAGAGCAAACCACCAUCCCCAAGCUGAAGGAACAUCUCCGGGGUCACGCCUCGUCCUGAACGAAAUGCCUUCAGUGAUGUGAAUACUGCGGGACGGCGUUAAUCAGUUGUUAAGAGUUAAUAAAAGUGUGAGUGAAGUUACAGGUUUAGUUCUAGAGCAGUGUUCAGUGUUGGACGUUCGUGAAGGCUGAAAUAAAAAGCCACAAGUUGAUCAGAAGUCUUGCGUGUUUGCCAAGCGCUCAGUUUCACCACGGUGCCGUGAGAACGUUCUACACAACUGUGUACAGAACACGAACUCUAUCAGCAGAAAUAAACCACAACGAGACGGGGUCCAUUCACCCUGCAAUAACCUUUAUUCACCUUUAAUUAGUUGAGCAUUUCCCUUUCACACCGCACACACGAGAGACUUGUCUACAUAAUUCAUAUUAUAGAAUUCAUCAGUAGAGGGGGGAGCACAUGGUGUACGGGUUUUAUCUAAAGGAGAACAUUAUAAAAAGAGAACGUGAAAGUAAAAAAAACACGAGUAUAAAAUGACUACGAACGUACAAAAUAUUAUUGCUAACCAUUUUUACAAAAAAACGACAGUUUAUUCGCUGUAUUUGCGAGGUGCUGUACAGCGUACAGCGCCUCGGCCUAAUGCUACAGUCAUCAAUUUAUUAAUCACCUAAAGAAAAAUCCAUCCCUGGAGUGUUGAGAUUAAAUCAGUAGCACCUGAAGUUUCUUUACGCUAACGUCUCUCCUGCCGUCUGAAACACAAAACAUGAACACGAUUCAUUUCAUGGCUUAAAAUAAUAAUAAUAAUAAUAAUAAUAAUAAUAGAAUGGAUGUACCAUGGG
Messenger RNA from Ictalurus punctatus (channel catfish), 1957 nucleotides. RefSeq names its product aprataxin (gene aptx). Gene Ontology annotation, cellular component: nucleus. The transcript has 9 exons. The record is from RefSeq and is a predicted model, not a curated record. Gene Ontology annotation, molecular function: DNA 5'-adenosine monophosphate hydrolase activity; mismatched DNA binding; double-stranded RNA binding. The coding region runs from base 162 to 1181 and encodes 339 amino acids. NCBI's taxonomy places the organism in Eukaryota, Metazoa, Chordata, Actinopteri, Siluriformes, Ictaluridae. Gene Ontology annotation, biological process: single strand break repair; double-strand break repair.